AUGGGAAACGUCAACAUUUCUCCGGCCUCUUGCUUCCAACCCUGCUCAUCGCCCAAAUCCGUCUCACUCAUCUUCUGGGACGGCACAACCACCGCCCUCACCCCCUCCGGCCGCCGCAGCGGCAAGCUCAUCGCCGGGCAGAUCAUGGUAAACCAUCCCGACAAGUUGGUGUGCAACUCGGAAUCCUUCUUCCUCGGCCACCCAAUCCCCGCCUUGUCCAUCCACGACGAGCUCUUGCCCGGUCAAACCUACCUCGUCCUCCCCGUUGACCUCUUCGCCUGCACCAAAGUCCUAAGCGCUUCCUCCCUCGCCGCCUUCACCGCCGCCGCCGCCGGAAGCCCUAAUAAUAACAACAAGACCCCGCUGGUCAACGGCGGGUGCCAGCCGCUUCAGUACCUGAAGGGGUCGGACGGCGGCGUUUUGAUCAAGGUGGCGCCCGAGUUUAUGAUUAGACUUCUGGUCAAAGUUGGGAGAGGAGAAGGAGAUGAAAACGGCGAUGGGAGUAACGGUUUUCUUUGUAGCACGCCGGAGCUGAAGAAGCAUUACGAUCAGCUGGUUGGGUGUAGAGAGCAAAAAUGGUCGCCAAAGGUGGAGACGAUUUCGGAGUACAAAGUUCGGUACUCGCCGUGCCGGUUUAUAGGGUUGGAGUGGAAGCAGAAGGAGGAACAAUAUUGCUCGUAG
Messenger RNA from Linum tenue, 681 nucleotides. NCBI's taxonomy places the organism in Eukaryota, Viridiplantae, Streptophyta, Magnoliopsida, Malpighiales, Linaceae. The record is from the annotation of a GenBank genome assembly.